GCUUUUGGGUGGCACCUUGUUUACAUUUUGUUCCGUAAACUCGUUCUCUCGCACCUUUAACUCCUUUCAACUCGUUUUCAUUUAACUUCUUUUGCAAUAAAAAGUGAAGUGAUUAAAGUGAAUCGAGCCUCUUGUUAGUAGCCGAUACUCAGUACGCGCAAAUUAUUCCCAAAAACAUAGUUAUCAACAAAUUUAACGUUUUGGAAAUCAGCUGAUUGAGUACCGGGCGGUGUCAAGACGCUGCGAUAAGAUUACAUUUCGGAUGAUACGCGAUAUACCCUUUGCGGCCCGGUGUAACACGCGGAAGAGUGAGGGUUGCAGUCGUUGGAGAUCUCCGAGUUGAGUCGGUGCUGAUUUUGUGAGGAACCUGCCUCGUAACCUGUGCAAAAUGUUGAAUGAAAUCUGUGAUAUGUUGGAUGGCUACACGGGGAGAGACAAGAUAAUUCGAACGCUCUGCUACACCACGAAACUCGCAUCCGGCCUGUACGCGCAAAAGGACCCAGAAUGGGCAAAAAAGCUAGCUAUCUUCAGUUCGAAAAUGUCCCAAACCCGUGCCACGCUCCGGCUGUUCGAUGAUCUACCCAUGUUGGCCUACAGUUUAAGCUAUGGCACCGGCAGUAAGGAACCUGACCGAUGGAUGGGACUGAUUGGGUUCGUAACGAACCUCAUCGAUCACGCAUACUAUCCGGUGGAUAAGAUCUGCUGGCUGCUUGAGCACAAUCUACUGAACGUGCAAAACCCUACCAAAUGGGACACGAUCAAUUCGGUCCUUUGGGUGGCAUCCAUAUACCUCAACCUGAUGAAAACUAUCCGCAGCUUUGCCGUCAUGGAGCAGCACAAAUCAUGUAUCGAUAAGGCAGAAAAUCAAGCAAGUCAAGCAUUUCGGAUGUUGAAAGUAAAGCAACGCAUGGAAGCUCUUUCUAUUCUGCGGUUAACAUUGGAUCUGAUCCACGCCGGUAGCACACUACCGAAGGGAAUGCUAUGGGGUGGUUGUUUCCAAACGUGGCACGUUGGACUGAUUGGUAGUAUAUCAUCGUUGAUGGGACUCUACCAGUAUGUGGCUAAGAAACGAAUCGUUAGAGAAAGUGCCUAGCGCUAAUGCAUCAACAAGUGGUUCGUCACAUUCAUUUGCCGCAAUAUAAUUGCGUGAAGCCUAAGGGGUCAUACAAAGCCAAUGUCCAACACAUGGUUUAGGAAAGCCGUUAUCCUAUCCACGUGCAGGAAAAACAGGAUGGUCGACAUCACCCAAAGUGAUCAAUAAUAACUGAUGAUCGUCCGUCACCAAUUACAUCAGAGUAGAGUAGUGGGCAGAUCAUCAAGCGAAAGGUCAAUAAACGCGAAGAAAGCUUAAGACUUGAGUUCGCCGACCGAGGAUCGCGUAUGACAAUUUGAGAAUCCAAAAACGAUUCUCAAUACUUAGCUCUCGCAUUUUUUUUUCGCAAUGAAUAACUCACAUUAGCAAACGGUCAAACCCAGGAGCAACUGCAAUUGAUACCUUUAAAGUGAAUUUUAGUUUAGUUAUUGUAAUUUGCAUGUAUUGUUGUUUUCCAGUGCAGUGUUAUGUUCAGAAAGCGACUGGAUAAGGACUACGUGAGAUACUGCUAAGACUUUGUAUAGUAUACACCAAUACCGAAGUCUAGUCAGUGUGUAACGGUUUAAUGAUUACGGGAUUUUUUUUUUUUUUAGAAGCGCAAAUAAAUUUUAUGAGGGAGCUUGGGAACUCGUUAACCAACUUAGCGCGGGGCAUAAUGUUGCAAUUCGUAUUAAUAAAACCGAUUCAAAAGACAAUUGCAUAGUUAAUGUGGCCAUUUCUUUACUUUUACUACGAGGCUCACCGACCGGCUAUUACGGGGACUUGCCAUCUUCGUUCUACCUCACACAAUGAUCAGCCAUUCAGCAAUAGAAUCGGAUUAUAAGCAACAUCAAAUAGCGCACAAGAAACCAAGAAGACGAAAAACAAUCUUAUGUAUUCAUAGUACUCGUUCCAAUGGCUGCCGUUACAUAACUGUAUCAUCUCCCGACAUGUCCCAUUUCGGAUGCAAGAUACUAUGUUUGUUAGCGCCUUUUGAUUAAACUGUUUUAUUAUACUGUUUACUGCUUCUCCUUAUGUGUUUGGAUCAGUACGGAAACAUUUAAGAGUUUGUUUUGCUGAUCGAAGAAUAAAUAGAUUUCUGCUUUCUCCUUCA
Anopheles aquasalis is the source of this 2186-nucleotide messenger RNA. RefSeq names its product peroxisomal biogenesis factor 11c. Gene Ontology annotation, biological process: peroxisome fission. The record is from RefSeq and is a predicted model, not a curated record. Gene Ontology annotation, cellular component: peroxisomal membrane. Lineage: Eukaryota; Metazoa; Arthropoda; Insecta; Diptera; Culicidae.